CUCUGUUGCGGGACUGCUGGCCAAUGCGACAGCGCGUACCAUGCGGGGGCUCCUGUCCUCUUCGCUGCGGUGCUGGGCUUAGCGCAGGACUCCGGAGCCGUAUUUCUAUAGUGCUGUGUCUGAGCCAAGUCCAGGAGUCCCCACCUUUGUUGCCUCUGGCUUUGUGGACGGCCAACUCUUCAUCCGCUUUGACAGUGAAAAGAAGAAGGCAGAGUCUUAUGCUCACUGGUUGAAGGAAGAGCCAGGUUACUUUGAUGAUGAGACCAAGAUCUUCACAAAUCGGAUGAAGAUUUUCCAGCUAAGCCUCAGAAACGUGCAGCAAUACUACAAUACCUCUGUGAUCCAGACUGCCAGCACAGAUUUCCCACAACAGCAAGCAGGACCCCACACCCUCCAGUUCACCUAUGGUUGUGAGCUGCAGGAAGACAGCAAGACCAGGGGGCACUGGCUGUAUGGCUAUGAUGGCAAGGACUACCUGACUUUGGAUAUGGACUCUAUGCAAUAUACAGCAGCCUCAGUACUUGCCUACCACACCAAACAGAAAUGGGAGGCCGCUGGAAACUCAAUAGAAAAAGACAAGACAUAUUUGGAGAAUGAGUGCAUCGUGUGGCUGCAGAAAUACUUGGAGCUUGCAGGGGAGAAUUUGAAUCGAACUGAGCAUCCCAGGACACGUGUGACCCACCAUCCCAUCUCUGACCAUGAGGUCACCCUGAGGUGCUGGGCCCUGGGCUUCUACCCUAAGGAGAUCACCCUGAUCUGGCAGCUGGAUGGGGAGGACCUGAGCCAGGAAAUGGAGCUUGUGGAGACCAGGCCUGCAGGGGAUGGAACCUUCCAGAAGUGGGCAGCUGUGGUGGUGCCUUCUGGGGAGGAGCAGAGAUACACGUGCCAUGUGCAGCAUGAGGGGCUGCGUGAGCCCCUCAUCCUGAGAUGGGACCCGCCGCCUCUGCUCACCACCCCCAAGAAAGUUGUGUGGAUUGUAGCUGUGAUGAAUGCAAUGAUCACAGCUGGCAUACUAUGCAUAGUUGCUCAGGUCAGAAGGAAAACAGAUGCUUCCUAUUUGCCAGCAGAGAACAUAUGAACUUGGUCUCUGAUGCCUUUCCCUCCAGCUGAGCCCUCGUAAUACCUGCACUCCAGGGUGGAUCUGGAGGCGUAACCUAACCACAUCCCUGCCUGCCUGCACUUCCACUGUGCCUGCUACAGGAUCCCUGAAUGGUGUCAGAAGAAAACAACUAAGAUAGGAAGAGAAUUUAACAUUUUUGCUGGGAAAGCAAAAGUAUGUGUCUUCAAGAAUAGCUGCCAAAAGUAUGUGUCUUCAACUAAUGUUGCUGGGAAAAGUGGUUAUCUACCUGCAGAAAACUGAAACUAGAUCCAUGCCUGUCACCCUGUACUAGUAUCAACUCAAAGUGAAUUAAGGACCUU
This is a messenger RNA of Castor canadensis (American beaver), 1419 nucleotides long. Lineage: Eukaryota; Metazoa; Chordata; Mammalia; Rodentia; Castoridae. The record is from RefSeq and is a predicted model, not a curated record.